Messenger RNA from Colletotrichum karsti, 903 nucleotides. RefSeq lists its product as uncharacterized. Bases 1 to 903 code for a protein of 300 amino acids. The record is from RefSeq and is a predicted model, not a curated record. The transcript is spliced from 2 exons. NCBI's taxonomy places the organism in Eukaryota, Fungi, Ascomycota, Sordariomycetes, Glomerellales, Glomerellaceae.
AUGGACCCGCAGUUGGACGGACGUGUCGUCCCCACACGCUACGACGACCUCACCGAUCACCAGAAGCGCUGCUGCGACAACAUCAUCACCCGUCUCCCGAAGGUCAACCGAUCGGGCAAAGUCAUUGACGAAGAGGGUCGAAAGCUCUUCUGGGAUAAGCUGCAAAGCUGCCCCUUUCAGACCAAGGGCAUUGCGCUUGGUAAUCUCACGCAAGACAGCCCGCCUCCGAUCAAGAGAGUCCGGGCCAAGCGGGCCAGAAAACCCCCGAAGAAUAAAAAGCUGCCUGACACAGCGGCUUCACCAAAGAACAAGAAACCACAGAAGGCCAAGAAGCGGCAGAAGGCCAACACACCGCCAACGUGUGACACGAUCCCCGAGAUCAAGAUCACAGCGGCCACGCCGGAGUUCAUGCCGAAUGAAAUACUUGCCCCUUCAAGUGUCAGUAUUCCUGUUGAGCGUCGUGCUGGCGCCCAGAUCUGGGUGGUACCCCGGCCGACCUGGAAGACUGGUAUAAUUGGUUUCGACUGUGUGGACCGCGAGAAUGGCCGCGUCAAUCAAGAAGAAGUCACAUUGUUCCCUGGAACAUCAUGGACCAGCGCCAAAGUCGAGACAAUCGUCGAUACCGACAUUCUCGAGCUGGAAAGGGCGGGAGCUUACAACUUUGACGUGGCCGUUUUCUACGCCAAGGCGCAGUUACUCAAUCAUCUGAAUGCAACAGCCGAACAUGAAAGCCAUAAUCAGACUGAGGAUGACCAAUGCCGUGGUUGUGUCAUUCACGAUGCGGCUGAUAUGGAGGACUUCGUCGAGAUCCGGCUGCUAGGCGACUUGGCCAUGGCCAACAAAGAACUUCGCGAUGCCUAUAUCGCAAGUGAGAGACGGAAGCGGUGUUGCUCAUACACUUGA